Prorocentrum cordatum is the source of this 645-nucleotide messenger RNA. Lineage: Eukaryota; Dinophyceae; Prorocentrales; Prorocentraceae. The record is from the annotation of a GenBank genome assembly.
AGCGCCCCCGGCGCCCCCUGAAAUGUGGGGGGCGCGCUCCGCGGCCGGGCGCCAGAGCCCGCCGCGCGCGGGGCGCUGCCGGGCCCGCCCCCGGCGAGAGGGGACAUGCCCGGUGGCUGUGAGCGACCGCCGACGGGCGAUGUUAGGAUCAGGGCGCUUCGUCCAGUGGGUAUUCAUUCUGGUAUGUUGAGUCCCGGCACCGCCAGCCCCCAGCGGCCCGCCAGCGCCGCCCGGCGGCCUCUGACGGCCGGCGGCAGCGCGAGCGCCGAGCCCGCGGCGGAGGACGAGGCGCAGGGCCUGUCGGAGGAGUUUUUACAGCAGCAUUGUGGCGUAGAAGAUUUAUCGGAGGUGAACCGCAUCGAUCUUUGCGUGAACUCGCUGACGCACAAUGUCGAGGUGCUUGGUUCUAUGUUGCCCAACCUGCUCCACCUCAAGGUCGCUUUGAUGCGAGCUUUCUUCAAGCUGCUGUGUCUCGCCUCCCGUCCAUCCAGUUCGCAUCGUGCUCUUGCAUGAAGGAUUUCGCCCGCUGCCACCGGCCCCCCUCAGAUUGCUUGCAUGCCCGCGCUUGAUCGGUAUGAUUGUUGGCUUUAUUGUCGGUUGGUUGGGUUGCAACUCGGCUGAUUGGCAUGUCUAAAUUGAUGGUUG